This is a messenger RNA of Sporothrix brasiliensis 5110, 1095 nucleotides long. RefSeq names its product mannose-1-phosphate guanylyltransferase. Gene Ontology annotation, biological process: GDP-mannose biosynthetic process; cell wall mannoprotein biosynthetic process. The transcript is spliced from 4 exons. Gene Ontology annotation, cellular component: cytoplasm. The record is from RefSeq and is a predicted model, not a curated record. NCBI's taxonomy places the organism in Eukaryota, Fungi, Ascomycota, Sordariomycetes, Ophiostomatales, Ophiostomataceae. Gene Ontology annotation, molecular function: GTP binding; mannose-1-phosphate guanylyltransferase (GTP) activity. Bases 1 to 1095 code for a protein of 364 amino acids.
AUGAAGGCUCUCAUUCUUGUCGGCGGCUUCGGCACGCGUCUUCGGCCUCUUACCCUCUCUAUUCCCAAGCCCCUCGUCGAGUUUGGCAACAAGCCCAUGAUCCUGCACCAGAUCGAGGCACUGGCCGAUGCAGGAGUUACCGAUGUCGUUCUCGCCGUCAACUACCGUCCUGAACUGAUGGAGGACCGUCUAUCUGAGAUUGCCACCAAGUUUGGCAUUAACAUCACAUUCUCUAUCGAGACCGAGCCCCUGGGCACUGCCGGCCCCCUGAAGCUGGCUGAGGAUGUCUUGCGCAAGGAUGAGUCUCCUUUCUUCGUCCUCAACUCCGACGUCAUUUGCGAAUUCCCCUUUAAAGAGCUGGCAGGGUUCCAUAAGGCGCACGGUGACGAGGGUACGAUUGCUGUCACCAAGGUCGAGGAGCCGUCCAAGUACGGUGUCAUUGUCCACAAGCCCGACCACCCGUCGCGCAUCGACCGCUUCGUUGAGAAGCCCGUCGAGUUUGUUGGCAACCGCAUUAACGCCGGCCUGUACAUCUUCAACACCUCCGUGCUGGACCGCAUCGAACUGCGCCCCACGUCGAUUGAACAGGAGACUUUCCCUGCCAUGGUCACCGAUGGCCAAUUGCACUCGUUUGACCUGGAGGGCUACUGGAUGGACGUUGGCCAGCCCAAGGACUUCCUGACCGGUACAUGCCUAUACCUGUCCUCCCUGACGAAGCAGGGCUCGAAGCUGCUCGCGCCCUCGACCGAGUCCUACGUGCACGGUGGCAACGUCCUGAUCGACCCUACUGCCAAGAUUGGCAACAACUGCCGGAUAGGUCCCAAUGUGACCAUUGGCCCCGGUGUCGUUGUCGGCGACGGCGUCCGCCUGCAGCGCUGCGUCCUGUUGGCCGAAUCUAAGGUGAAGGACCACGCCUGGAUCAAGAGCACCAUUGUCGGCUGGCACAGCACCGUCGGCCGCUGGGCCCGCCUGGAGAACGUUACCGUCCUGGGUGACGACGUCACUAUCGGCGACGAGGUCUACGUCAACGGCGGCAGCGUGCUUCCCCACAAGAGCAUCAAGGCGAAUGUCGACAGACCCCAAGUCAUUAUGUAA